GCGGGACUUCCGGCAACGAAGUCUUGGUGAGCGGCUGCGCGAGGGCGGCCACUUCCUUUUUUGUGUGGCGGCGAGAGCGGAGAGUGCGCCAUGAAGGCUUCGGGAACACUGCGAGAGUACAAGGUGGUGGGGCGCUGCCUGCCCACCCCCAAAUGUCGCACUCCGCCCCUGUAUCGCAUGCGAAUCUUUGCACCUAAUCACGUCGUCGCCAAGUCCCGCUUCUGGUACUUUGUGUCUCAGCUGAAAAAGAUGAAGAAGUCUUCGGGGGAAAUUGUUUACUGUGGGCAGGUGUUCGAGAAAUCCCCCUUGCGGGUGAAGAACUUCGGCAUCUGGCUGCGCUAUGACUCACGCAGCGGCACCCACAACAUGUACCGGGAGUACCGGGACCUGACCACGGCGGGCGCCGUCACCCAGUGCUACAGAGACAUGGGCGCCCGACACCGUGCCCGGGCCCACUCGAUCCAGAUCAUGAAGGUGGAGGAGAUUGCAGCCAGCAAGUGCCGCCGACCAGCCGUCAAGCAGUUCCACGACUCCAAGAUCAAGUUCCCGCUGCCCCACCGGGUCCUGCGUCGCCAGCACAAGCCACGCUUCACCACCAAGAGGCCCAACACCUUCUUUUAGAUGCAGAGCCUCCCUGUCUCCAGGUCUGCUCAAAUAAACUCUUCGGGAAAACCAA
Leptonychotes weddellii (Weddell seal) is the source of this 676-nucleotide messenger RNA. RefSeq names its product ribosomal protein L18a (gene RPL18A). Lineage: Eukaryota; Metazoa; Chordata; Mammalia; Carnivora; Phocidae. Gene Ontology annotation, cellular component: ribosome. The record is from RefSeq and is a predicted model, not a curated record. Gene Ontology annotation, biological process: translation. Gene Ontology annotation, molecular function: structural constituent of ribosome.